AUGAACGAGAAAUUUCCGGAAUUGUUGGUCGACUUCCAAAAGCCAUUCCUGAAGAACAAAGUGCCGACCAUGGAGUUUCCUUACGUCCAGCACGCAGGCAAGCCAGAAGCCAGUGCUCUGCCGCAUGGAUACAUUCCAGAAAGCUGGUACCAUGAAACACCUGGAAAAGUAAAGGUUAUCUGGCACCCUCAGUUCCCAAUUCUUGGUGACCAAGACACGUUUACAGAUGCAAAUGGACCCCACAAAACAGGAGGGGCAGUGAACAUCCCUUUGCGGCCAGGGACUGCAGCUCUUACGGGACCUUUCACGGUUAUCCAACAGUGGCUCAAAAAGCAUAUACCAGAUUUGCAGCUGCCUGUAAACCUUGACAGUAUGCCUGUCGAAGAUCGCAUUUCGCUCUUCAGCAAAAUCAUCAUUGAAGUGGAGGGUGGCGAGCAGAUUAGACUAAUUGAUGUUAUCAGGCCCCUUAUCCACACACCUAAUUGGAAGACAUUGGACCCUACUGAACUCCAACUACCCUAUCAUCUCUUGACCCUACCAAUUAAGAAUAUGUUCGUAGAGGGUAGCCUGGAGUUCGUUGUUUCCACGCCUGAGGGAGGCCAAGAAGCCCACAAUGUUCCGGUCCGUCCUGGAGAGUCUUGGGGUGCAGCUUCAGACAGUUUCUUCCACAGAUACCGGCAAUUCGACAGGGAAAAGACAAGCCUUUCAUUGUUUGACGAUAACGGAAACCCGAUUACAGUGCGGCCGGAUUCUCCGGUUUACGUAGGAGUUAAAGAAGCAGUGGAACAGCUGCGUAAGAUGCGGAGCGCACAUGUUGAUGAAGUACAACGUUUUAUGGAGCAAACUUUGAGAGGAGCAGACCUCGUUCGUCCCGUCAAGCUCCGUGAUCUGCUUGCAAUUAUAAGGAAAUAUAUAGCCGCGUCUCGGCCUGAUGUGCUGACACAGUUGAACCUGCCCGAUGUGGCUACUUCGCAAGCUGAGAUUGCAAAACUCAAGGGACAAGUUGAGAGCUUGAGGGCCAAGCCAGGUAAAACAGCUGAAGACUACGAUUUGAUUCAGGCGAUCAGGCGAAAAAUAAAAAUGAUUCUGGCGAAGGAAACAAAGUGGGCGAUACCAGCAUCCCUCACAUUCUUCUACGUUAAAGAAAAGGGAGUCGAGAGAGACUUGACAGUACCCAUACGAAAUCCUGAGUUAAAACUUUCCGACGAAUUUUGGAAAGUAUAUCACUUGGCCACUCGCCAGUCACCAGAAGCUGCAGUGAUGGACUUUGCCAACGUCUACGAGAUUACAUUCCGAGUGCUGGGCAUGGAAGAACGACGGGAGGAAAGAAAACGCAUGAAGCACAAAGCAAAAGCUGAAAAGAAGGCAGAAAAAGCGGCUGCCCAAGUCAAGGUGAAUGUCAAGGUUGUAUUUGACGUUGAAAACGAAGAGUCAUCUUCCGACACCGGCGUCAAUGUCGAUUUACCAGCAGACUUUGCCACAGGAUUGACGAUUGGAGGGAAACGCAGUGUCGUAUCUCAGCUUUCAAAACUAUAUGCCAUACCUAAAUCCUUCUUCACAUUUGAAGGAUACCCGCGUGUUGUUGUGGACGCAACCAAGGGAGGGCUGCCUGCACUUAAAGUUGCGCUUCAAGUAGUUUGCUCGCGUAGCGAUGGGUCCAUUGGCGUCACCCCCGCUGAACUUGCUCGCGUACUAACUGCACGUGGUGGCUAUGGAGAAAAUGACUUGGUUUUCCUUCUCACCACUUCAGGCGAGAAGCUGCGAAUAUCGAUUGAAAACCUUCGCCAGAUUUCUCCUGAAAAAGCGCGGAUGAUCAUGUUUGGAUGGAAGCGUACGGUGGAGGAUAUUAAAGCGGAGGGUGAAGCAAAACUGAAGGAAAAGGCCGAAGCUGCAGCGGGAGAAGUGGCUGAUCCUUCACAUUGGAGGAGCUUGUUGGGCCCGUGGUUGUCACGUAUGAGGGGAUUUGGUCCUUUGAGCGACACAAAAAUCCAACUCAUUGUUCGCAACGAAACGGAGGAAAAUCCUUCCAACAGGAAAAGCAGGUGCCAAGUUUCCACAUUCGGAGAUCUCCUUGAAUACAUAAACAACAUGGAAAAGCUCCUCAAGAUCUGUCCCGGGCUUCAGAGAGCAAUGACCAAUAGGCGACCAUUUCAAUUCGAACUUGGGAUCAAAUCUCCGCCACCUUCAGGUUUCCGUCUGUGGAACCGUGCGCACGGAGACCCAGAGAAGAACAGACGAUACCUGGAACGUCUUGCUGUUGUAUUUGCGAACGUGCACGAUGACAAAAAUAUAAGGUGGAAGUUUGCCAAGCAUGAAGGAAGGAUGACACCAGACCAUAUCCGCCAGAUACGAACCCUUUUACAGAGUGACAGACCUCGAAAUGCUGCCCUUGUUCGGGAAAUUUUGUCGAUACUUGGUGUUCCGGCUGAUGAGGUCGCCAGGCUUACUGGCAGGCUAAAUAUCACAGUUCUACAUGAACCAACUGAUCAGGACAAGGUGCUACUGCUGGACAUUGCCAGGGCCAACGGAGCUAGGGUGUUUCGCAACAUCUCUGCCCAUGGAAAUCCUCAAACACCUCUAAAUGUAGAAUUGCCCAAUGGCGAGUACUCCUUAACAUAUAGCUUGUACAGCCCUAACCAACAAAUAAGUGGUAAACCUUGCAGCAUCCGCACAGCAGAUGACUUUAAGGCCACAACGUGGGAAAAAGUUCUUCAAUGGUGCAACUUGAAGUUCCAAGAUCUGCGCGGUUUGGCGUCUCCGUUUGUCUGGAUUGAAGGCAGCCAGACGGCAAUGUAUCCUCCAUCUCAACCGGGUACACCAGUCGUUUCCUUCCAAAAUGACCUGCCACUUGGCUACACGUUUAGGCGACCUGGCUCGCCAAUUUCUGGCAUCCUCCCAAGCGAUAUCUAUUUUAACCUAGUUCAACAGCCUGGAAUUAAUGUACCUGGAUCCACGUUUGUUCAAAGAGUACCGACUCCAUCCGGUAGCAUUAACACUAAUAUCAAUUACUUCGGCACCGAGCCGGAGCGCUGGGGCACAAGAAUUGAUCCUGGCACAGCAAUGCCACCCCGAGGCACAACUGGAGAAUUCAACUUUUACCCUGAUCUAGAACAAGAAGAAACUGGGAAGGCAUUUACUAAUCCGAUUCAUCAGACUGUUGGGAUCCCGGGUUUCUCUCGCAUGCCAGAUUUACAUAAUAGCUUUGAUCUUGUCUUCAACCUGAGUAAACCGCCUUCACCAACCGGCGAACUCGUAUAUGUUCAAGCCCCAGCAGGCAAUGGAAGAUACUUCUACUGUCAUGGAAUUACUCUUCAACAGUUCCUUAACUUGAAGAACAAGGAGGAAGCUGCUAAGCUGUGUGGAAUCCCUAUUGACUUAUUGGACGGAGAUAUUUUGGUUUCCACAUUCAGCCCGGUCAUUCUUAUUGACCGAUUGCAAACGCCUCACUACUAUACCGCUCACUGGGAUGAGAAACCCAUGAAAUACAUAGAGCCACUCUUGGAAGGAGGGCAUCCGGAGGACCAAAUGGUUUUCACAUUCGCCAAUGCGGAUCAGUGUGUCCUAACUCGCCAGAUGUUGAAUGGGCUCGCGUCUUGGGUGGAGCUUGCUAGGUUUUGCUCUGUAACAUUUGAAGGGACCCGCCCCACACAAAUUGUCGGAGCAGUCCAGGUCCAAAUAGUGAUGCCGGAAAGCUUGAAGACAGCUUUCAUGAAGACACAUCACGGUGUUGAUCCUCAACACAUUUUUUCUACGGAGCCGCUCGCCCACGUCAUCAACAAUCUAUUAGCAAGCCAGCCACCUGGCGUGACCUUAGAAACUAUUCUGGAAAUGACAGACGGCUCACAGUUAAACUUCUCAAUGGUCCCAAACGGGUGGCAGCACUUGCCUGCUCCACAAAUACCGGGUCUAGGUCGCAUCAUCAUUAAGGCAAUCGCGAAGCCUGCGGGACACUAUGCCGAAACGAACGCUGGAACACUCUCCGACCUGCUAGGUCAAUUGAAUAUCGGCGGCAGCACUCCGUUCUCCCAGUUCGUCACGAAGAUAACUGGGGACGUUGAAGGCCCAACGGGAUUUAAGAUUCCUUCCACCGACAUUCGCAUCGGAGGCCCAACACCUCCAGGAGCUGUUAAGCCUCAUUUUGAGCUUGAGAUGUUUAGCCCAGAAACUCUCGGGAGCGAUGGAUAUCCUGUUAACUUUGGAACCAGAGUGCCAGUAGCCCAUGGGGCGAUUCCGGAAACGAUGCCGGUGGAAAACGUUAUUAAAAUGCUGCAUAAUCCAUAUAUUACAAUUCACCAAAAGACCAAGCCCGAAUAUAAGAUUACUGCAAUGGCGGGUACAGCCGUGCCCUUCACAAGCAAACCAGAACGUUUGGAUGCUUCUUUCACUGAAGUUGUUAGGUGGUUUACGAACACAUUGGGUAUUGAUGACCCAUCUUCCAUUCAUAUCACUGUCGUGAUAGACGGCAUUGCCUACAGAGCCCUCCUGAGUGCUGCACAGCUUUUGGGGCAUACCGUCGGCAGUAUUUUGGGACUUGGCGGUGCUGUUGACCUCGAGGAUUCUCACGAGAUUGUCUUAAUUAACUUUGUAGUGAAUGGAGAAGUUUACGACGAGAAGCCAGGCUCUCCAGUAGACUUCGCAAAGCUUUUGAAUAUCCAAGUGCCAGGAAAAGGACAAGCACCUACGGACUACAAGUUUAACAUUACUGGACCUGGCGGUGAAUCUGUCCAGCAGUUGAUCCCUUCUGACUUUAUCCGUCUAUUACAAGAAAUUGCAGAAAUGCAUGGAGCUCCCGGUCUCUCAUUGGUUCUGUCCUUUCUUCACUCGUUAAAGCAAGUUAGCAAUGUCGCUCCGGGGCAAACAAUUCAAAUUGAUACGCAGGCAAUCGGGUCGAAAACAUUUAAGGUAAUUGCAGUACACCGCAUGCACAGCAGUGCGCACCCUAACGCAGCUAUCGACGCUCUCCUUAAUACGCCUGCUGGGUCGGUUCCCGACGGAUCGUAUCUCGUCGUAUUUACCGGUGCCGGGCCCACCGCUAGAAAAGUAACAGUACCUAUUACUCCUCUCGACAGAGACAAGACAAUAGAGAAACUAAUGGCUCACCUGAAUAUUGCUCUAAACUCGAUCUCUGACAUCAAAGUUGAAUCAAAAGUGGAAGAUGGUUCUGUAGAUGUCGGCAUCUUAGGCCAAAAAGUAAAGCUACCCCUGCGAUUUAUCAGCUCGACUGAUAAGGACAGUGUCAACGACCUUCUCAAAAGAAUGGGGCAACGAUUGGGAAGUAUGCUGCAGGCUGCCAAUCUUCCAGAUCAGCGUAUAGUACUGCGCACACUUUUUACAAAGCGAGAUGGGACUCAGUUCUCCGUUGAGACACCGCUGGGCACUUCAGAAAAUGCCCGGCAGACUCUGUCAAAUGUCACCUUAUGGCAGCUGGUUCCGGAAGAGGCCCAGCAUGCACAGAUAAAGCAUAUUUCAAUGAGCGUGCAAGUCGUUGGCACACCCCAGAGUGUUCAAGAGGUCGGGUCGUCAUCCCCGUCGGGGUAUCCAGCAGGUGUCAUGCUCCCAACACAGCAAACUUGGGGAACUCUUUCUGGGCAGCCUGCGUCCACCGUGCCCGGUUUCUUUAUUCAAGGCCCCGGAGAGAAACGCGCCAAUAUAGCUGAUGUUGGGGAGCAAUUGGUGCGGGUAUUCCUCCGCAAAAAUGUUCCGCCGACGGGUGUGUGGAGCCGCAUAUUCUGGGGGGCUCAAACGCCUACAGGCUGCAUUCCAAAAGUAGAAUUUCCAUACUACAUGGUCAUGGGCUCAAAGCUUGCUGACAUUCCGGUCCCUAAAGGCAGAGACUGCAUGGUUGUAGUACAGCUGGACCAAAAGUUUGGGGAAAUGAUACCGAACGUCCAGCCAAAAGACUUUGAAGUUGAAUAUCUUUACCAUGAGCCCCCAGUGCAACUGGCCACUUCAGAAGGCAGAAAGCUCCUUCAUUCGCAUAGCAUGGAAAUUGAUGCCGUCAAAAGGCCUAUUCGGGGACUGGUCGAAAAGGCCAUCGGAUUCGAUGCUGUUUCAAGUAUGCAAUCAUGUCUCAUCACCAAUCCGCACGUGCCGUUUUCUUGCGACGACCCCCUUCCGCUUGAUCCAGAGCGAGACACCCUGGAAAGCCUGAUAAGGAGCUCUCGCUAUCUGCUUGUCACAACGAAGAGUCAACCUGUGGAACAAGCUACGUCCUUCGUACAGAAAAGCCCGUUCCUCUCACGCAUUAAUCGUGUUCAGGAUUUGAGGCAAAGCUCGCACUGA
Messenger RNA from Eimeria maxima, 6282 nucleotides. RefSeq lists its product as hypothetical. The record is from RefSeq and is a predicted model, not a curated record. The transcript is spliced from 27 exons. Lineage: Eukaryota; Apicomplexa; Conoidasida; Eucoccidiorida; Eimeriidae. The coding region runs from base 1 to 6282 and encodes 2093 amino acids.